GGAAAGAAUGACCCUUUGCCCUGAACCACCUGGAAGAGGGUUCUAUGGAACCAGGACACCCUGAGCCUGGGCGUUGGCUGCAAGAGCCCUGUGAAAGCCCCGAGGAGGCGUGUGAGGAGGCGUGUCAAGACUUCCCUGCCCACGUCCCAGCCGUUUAGAGGGCUCAGGACCAAACAGCUGCCCAACAAGCUGAUUGGAGGGAAGGGGGACCGUGUAGGGGCGGAGCUCAGAUACACGAGCAGAAUCCGGCUUCUCUUCAGAAGGAUUCCACCGCCUUUUUGCGGCUGGCAUCGGGUCUAGACCCGCGCGGCCAGCGGGAACGCAGGGUGUAGGGGCACAGAGGUCAGGAAGUGCAGGGACGUGGCACCUCCCCAGGGUCUCCCAUUCGCAGAUUUAUCCCCUCAGAGGAAGGUAGUCGUCGGAGAAGUCGAAGUGUCUUCCUGGAACUGGGCACGGGACAGAUUGGACGCCCUCGAGAGGAACGAGGUUAGAGUUUCCUCUGGAUAUAUGCCCAGAAAUGGGAUUACUGGAUCAUAUGUUUCUUCCAGGUAUGGAUCAGUUGGGGCAGAUCAUCUCCUUAGGCCAGCUUAUCUACAAACAGACUGAAGAGAUGAAAUACUGCCAGAAACAGUGCCAGCGUCUAGGGAACCGUGUCCACGGCCUCCUGCAGCCUCUGCAGAUGCUCCAGGCCCAAGGAGAGAGGAACCUGUCCCCCCAGAUAACCAUUGCCCUGAGCCAUUUUCAGGCUGCCCUAGAGGAAGCUAAGGAACUAAUAGAUAAAUUCAGCAAUAAAUCCAAUAUCCAGAAGUUUCUAACUGCAGGGCAGAACAGAAUACUCUUUAGUGGAGUGAACAAGAGUCUGAGAGAUGCCUGGGAGGAGCUCUCACUGCUGCUUCAGGUGCAUCAAUGGAGGCAUACUUCAAGCAUCAGCCCAGGAGCAGCCUGGCAACAGGAGGAUCAGCAGGAUGCAGAGGAAGACAGGCAAGCUAUCGAAAGACUGAGAAGUGGAAAUGAAAUUAUAGAAACUUUGAGGCAACUGGAAAACACCAUGAAGGAAACCACUGAAACCGUGAGGAGCUGGAUGAGGUCAGACUCACAGAAACCCAAGAAUAUCCUGGAAGAUCAAAUCAAGGAGAUCAAGAAGGAGGAGCUUCCAGAAGCUGACUGGAUCCUGCGAAGGGAAAAUGAAUUCAGCACACUUUAUGAAGGGAAAUACCACAAAUCUCCAGUGGCCAUAAAAGUCUUCAAACCCCGAGACAUUGGAAUAGUGAGGCAUACUUUCAAUAAUGAAAUCAGAACCAUGAAGAAAUUUGAUUCCCCCAACAUCCUGCGUAUGUUUGGGAUCUGCAUCGAUGAAACAGUGACCCCAUCUCAGUUAUCCAUUGUCAUGGAGUACUGUGAGCGCGGGACCUUGAGGGAACUGCUGGAUAAGGAAAAGGACCUCACCCUCGCCAUGCGCAUCAUCCUGGUCCUGGGGGCAGCCAGAGGCUUGUACAGGCUGCACCAUUCAGAAACGCCUGCAGAACUCCACAGAAACAUCAGCAGCACGAGCUUCCUGGUGACUAAAGAUUACAAAGUUAAGCUUGCAGGAUUUGAGUUGAGCAAAACACAGACUUCCAUCAGCCGACAAACUAAAGGAAAAGAAGCAGAGAGGGUCAGUUCCGCCGCAUACGUCUCACCUCAGAGACUAAAAAAUGUGUAUGAUAAAUAUGACAUAAAGGCUGAAAUAUACAGCUUUGGAAUCGUCCUCUGGGAAAUCACCACUGGGAAGAUCCCAUUUGAAGGCUGUGAUUCCAAGAAGAUCUACCAGCUAGUGGCUGUGAAGCGGUACCAGGAACCACUGGGUGAAGAUUGUCCAUUUCAGUUGCUGGAGAUCAUUGAUGAUUGCCGGGCAUAUGACCCCUCCAGGAGACCCUUUGUUAAAGAAAUCUUAGAGAGACUGUCUACCUUUUGUUAAACUGUGUGCUGAAACUGAAACUGAGUCCCUGAACAAGGAGCUGGAAUAGGCACAAGCCGGGCAUCUUUCUCUCUCAUAUCCUUCAGCACGGAGUUAUUCAUGGGUGCAGGGAGGCAACACUUCUCUGUUACAGAUAGAAAACAAAUCCAGUAAUACGGACCACACCCCACCCUGAGUGAUAUUGUCAAACACACACCUCUGAUAGUAACUUUGAUGUUUUGCAAAAAUGUAUCUCUCUGGAUCUGCACCUCUUGGCAAUGUGACUUAGCAGCUCCUCCCAUUAAGAAGUGCAGUCUAGGUCCCCACUACAUGAAUCUGGGCUAGUAUUGUAACUGGCCUUGGCCAAUAGAACGUAGAAAUGAUGAUGUGCUGGUUCCAAGCUUCGGCUUCAGGAGCCCUUACAAACUUCCACUCUUAUCUCUUGGAACCCUACCCAGCCAUGAACAUGCUGGGCAAGGGUGCAGGAAGAUGAGAGACCACAUGGAGCAGAGACAACCUGUCCCAUCUGAGGUCAUACUAGACUAGCCAACCUGGCAGCUGUCACAUGAGUGAGUCCAGUCAAGACAGAAGAACCACAUAAUUAAAACACAGAAGAAUUAGCCCAAACUACCCAUUCACAAAAUCAUAAGCUAAGUAAAUUAUUGUUGUUUUCAGCUACUAAGUUCAGGGGUGAUUGAUCACACAAUGUUAGUAGCUGAGGAAACACUCUUCAAUCCUUCCUCUUGCUCAUUGAACUAAGUACAGACCCCUCAUUUAGAUACCCAAGGCCUUGUACCUCUGACCCCAACCUGACUUGCAGUAUCGGAUCCCUGACUUCUCCUGCCAGAGAUUGCAAACUCUAAUGCCUGUUGGGUCCAGGAGGGAACCUAAAUGAGUGAGUUGAGCCUGGCAGAGACUUUGAGGAACAGAUGAGCUUUGCGAAGAAGGGCAGCUUUCACUCAGCUCCAAGCCUAUUUUUAUCAUGUAGAAAUGGGACCCCAAAGUUUCCAGAGCUUUCCAUGUUGUCAAAAGAAGCUGGACAUUUAUAUUUUUCUGUAAAUUGCCUGUCUUUUUCGAGAUUAACAUCUAAUUAAAAAUUAUUUUAAUGCCAUAUAGGACAAAUAAUAUGUUAGCCUAGGCACUCCCAGGUUUUAAGAAACCUGUGUCUCCUGAAUGUGGCCCAUUUGUUCCGAAUUUUUACACAUUUGCUCUUGGUGUAUGCUUUACCUAGGAUACACAAACACUUCUAUGUGUUACUGCUUCCCACCCCCCCCCAGACUCAUCGCAAAUCAUUCAGCAGUAAACGUGCUGGGCUUUGUUCCAAUCACCAAGGAGGCAACAAUAAACAAAAUACAUUUGGAGCUUAUAGCCUAGUAAUCAUCACUGGGGAAUAAAAUUAUGGCUGAUUUCUAUCCUUUUUAUCUUUUAUUUAUUCUUGAUUUCUUUUCUUUUUUUAUACCUAGAAGAUUUUUAAGUACAAAAAAAGAGUGUAAAAGUAUAAACAUGGACAAAUUGAACAUUUAAAAUGAUUCCUUUCUAGAGUUUAUCAUCAGGAACUACUAUUUUCAUCUUUAAAAUCUUUUGUUCUCUUUGCUGUAGGAGCUACAACAAAAUGCUCCCUUGUAGAUUCCUUACACACAUUCUGACAGACCCACAGGCAGAGGUGGAUUCACUGUGAAACUAACAAAGCUUAAUCGUCAGGGCCCCUCACUUGCACAAGAUAUCUUUCAAAGCCCUAUACCUAAUUUUUCCCCAACACUUAUCAAUAUAAAAAUUUCCAAAUACACAGAAAAGUCAGUAGAAUUAUAUUCUGAACACCUGUAUACCCACCACCUAAAUUCUACAAUUAACAAUUCACUGUCUCUGUUUUAUUACAUAGUCAUCCAUCCAUCCAUUCCUCUUCCUAUCCAUUGAUCCAUCCUUAUUUUUUAUGCAUUUAAAAGAAAAUUUCAAACAUCAGUACACUUCAUUCCUAAGCACUUCAACAUUUGUAUCAUUAACUGCAGUUCAAUAUUUGUUUAUAGGAUUUGAGGGGGAGGGGCAAGUAAACUUUCCAUGUUGUGAAAUUCACAAAUCCUAAAUAUAUCAUUCAAUGAGUUUGACAGAUAUAUACACAUGAGUAAUCCAAACCCCAUCCAAAUGAUGAAUAUCACCAUCAUGCCAGAAAGUUCUAUUAUGCCCAUAUAAUCAAUCCCUCUGCUCUCUCUUGCCUACAAUUCUGACUUUUAAACAGUAUUUUGGAGGUGUAAUUGUCACACAAUAAACUACACAUAUUUGAACUGUGUGAUUUGAUGUUUUGACAUUUGUAUUCACCACCACAAUCAAGAUAAUGAAUAUAA
Messenger RNA from Vicugna pacos (alpaca), 4275 nucleotides. The record is from RefSeq and is a predicted model, not a curated record. NCBI's taxonomy places the organism in Eukaryota, Metazoa, Chordata, Mammalia, Artiodactyla, Camelidae.